AUGGCGGAUAAUAGUGACGAGCACGACAAACCUGGUCUCAUCACCAUCAAUGUUAAAACACCCAAAGAAAAACAAACUGUUCAAGUGAAAGAAGGAGCUUCGGUGCGAGAACUAAAGGAAGAGAUCCACAAGAAGUUCAAUGCCCCUGUGGAGCAGCUGUGCAUAAUUUUUGCGGGGAAAAUUGUUAAGGACGAUGAAACAUUGGAACAGCAUGGGAUUAAAAAUGGACUGACAGUUCAUUUAGUGAUUAAGUCAGUAAACAGAACUGCUUCAGAAACUCCACCAAAUAUCACAUCAAGUUCAGCCAGUGCUGCUCCUGAUGUGUCCCAGACGCCAUUUAAUCUUGGCGGGCUUGGUGGCCUGGCAGGUUUGGGCGGACUGGGAAUGGGCUCUGCAAAUUUUAUGGAAAUGCAACAACGGUUGCAGCGAGAGAUGAUGAGUAACCCAGACAUGAUGAGACAACUCAUGGACAACCCCUUUAUACAAUCGAUGAUGUCAAAUCCAGAAAUGAUGAGGUCUUUACUUAUGAACAAUCCACAGAUGAGGGAGCUAAUGGAGAGAAAUCCUGAAAUUACUCACAUGCUGAACAACCCAGAACUCAUGCGUCAAACAAUGGAGCUUGCUCGUAAUCCAGCUAUGCUGCAGGAACUGAUGAGAUCUCAGGACAGGGCGAUGAGUAAUCUAGAGAGUAUCCCGGGUGGCUUCAAUGCACUUCAGCGCAUGUACAGAGAUAUACAAGAGCCGAUGAUGAAUGCAGCUCAGGAAACAAUAGGAUCAAACCCGUUUGCCUCUCUUGUCAAUAACUCAUCAGUGGCUGAAAACACCCAGCAGGGCAGAGAAAACACAGACCCUCUCCCUAACCCAUGGGGUGGCUCAACUACUACUCCUGCUUCGACCAGACUAGCUGGGAGUGCACCUGCUGGCACCCCAAACUUUUCACAAGGCAUGUUCAACAGCCCAGGUAUGCAGAGUUUGAUGCAGCAGAUGAUGCAGAACCCUCAGAUCAUGAGCAACAUGUUGCAAGCUCCCUACAUGCAGUCUAUGAUGCAGUCACUAACCUCAAACCCAGAGUUAGCCCAGCAGGUGAUUGCCAGCAAUCCUUUGUUUGCCAACAAUCCCCAGAUGCAAGCAAACUUGUCUAGCAUGAUGCCAACCCUGUUACAGCAGAUGCAGAACCCUGAGUUACAGAGUAUGGUUACAAAUCCCAGAGCUGUGGAUGCUUUGAUGCAGAUACAAAGUGGACUGAGUACACUUCAACAGGAGUCUCCGAACUUGUUCUCGAAUUUAACAGGCGUGAGAAAUGUACCAACUACAACUACAGGCGUGUCAGCUCCAGCUACCACCACCCCAUCAUCAACCACAGCACCAACAACAGGAUCUGCUACAACUCCAGCUGGACAACAGGGCAACCCUGAAGCUUUCUCAACCCUGAUGGCUCAGAUGAUGCAGAUGAUGGUUGGGGGCCAGCAGAAUUCAACACAACCUCCGGAGCAGAUAUAUGCCUCACAGUUAGAACAGCUGUCUACUAUGGGUUUUGUUGACAGAGAGGCAAAUAUAAGAGCCCUGAUAGCCUCAUUUGGUGAUGUGAACGUUGCAAUAGACCGGCUGCUGCAACACAGAUGA
This is a messenger RNA of Candidula unifasciata, 1623 nucleotides long. Lineage: Eukaryota; Metazoa; Mollusca; Gastropoda; Stylommatophora; Geomitridae. The record is from the annotation of a GenBank genome assembly.